Molecule: messenger RNA, 1830 nt
Organism: Cladocopium goreaui
Lineage: Eukaryota; Dinophyceae; Suessiales; Symbiodiniaceae
Source: the annotation of a GenBank genome assembly
AUGGCAAGCACGACUGGUGGUGGAGUUGGAGGAGAUGAACCUGACGAAGAUCGGCCGGACAAGUCCUGGGUGAAGGGCGACUAUGAGCCGGAGCCUUCGAAGAAGAAAAAAAAGAAGAAGAAGAAGGGCAAGGGGCACCGACAUGAAGGUGAAGGGGAAACUGCGGAGGAUCAGUUGGAGUCCUUCAAGAGAGCCAAAAAGGAGGAGCCAACCCCCGUCGCAGUACCUGCUGAGACCCGCUCCGAACCUUCAGCAGACACCGAAGAUGACUGGGGAAAGUGGAGAGGAAAUAGAGGGGACCGAGAGCCAACUGAAGCGCCUGAAGCUCCGGAAGCUGCUCCAGGAACGCCAGUGGUGAUCUUGGGAGAAGCGGUGCCUACCACACCACCGCUAUACCCCUUGGUUGAUGCUGCUGAACAUGGUAGCUUCAGGCCCCCGGAACCAAAGAAUCCGCCGAGGACUUCUUCAACGGCGGGCUCUACGGCAACAGCUGCUGGGCCGACAACAGAUGUUGGACCGACUACGGAUGCUGGCCCGACGAUAGAUGUUGGACCGACUACGGAUGCUGGGCCGACAACAGAUGACGGACCUUCAAGCUCCAGAAGCUCGAUGAAUCUUCCUGGGCAUUUGGUGUCCUACUCCGUGCGAGGUUUUGGCCGAAGGACUGUGGAAUGGGGGUACUACACUCCUGAGGGUGAGCCAAUGGUGAUUGUGCCAUCUUCACCGGAUCGGUCCGAAGAGCACGAAGAGUGGACGGGAGGCCCAGCUGGGUCCGCAGAAGAGCCUGAGGAGCAAGUGCCGCCAGAAGUUCCUUCGGAGAAGGAACAAUCAGAAGAUCGAUCCGACAAGGAUCGUGAGAAAAAGGAGAAGAAAAAGAAAAAGAAAAAAGAGGAGAUCGAGAGGUUGCCGGUCAUCGAAAGGGGACCGCGUGAUCCACCACCAGAUCCUCCUGCACCUGCCUUGAAGCUGGCCGCGCUGAGGAUGCCGUGCAGCACUGGCCGAGAUGAAGGUCAUGGUCGACGUCAGCAGGGAGAAGAAGGCCAAGCCGAUGAAGGGGAACCCUGGGAACGUGCUGAGUUCCAACAGCCGCCCUCGGGAAAGAAGGAUGGAUGGACGCCACAGCUGAAGGGCUGGGUGAUGAGAAAACAUGGAACCAUGCGAGAGCGAAGGUUCCACCCGCUGCACCGUGGUGUUCCGUUCGACCCCAACUGCUUGGAAGCGCUGCGGGUGACCGUAGCCUUUGGACCGGACGGUCGAAGGACUGUCCACCGAGAUCGAUGGUCGGAUGGACCUAAGGAUCUCUUUCCCACCAAGGAGUCUUGGAGGGGCUUCACGUUCUUCAAGCUGAAGAACCUGGAGGGAAACCAGGACGGUAUCGGACAGGUACCUCGCUACCAUGCGGGGGAAGAUGGUCCUUUACCGUAUGUGCCAACUCAGGAACCUUUUGGGCCUACAACGACUUCGAGCUCUACCUCGAAUGCUGCGGCGGAACCUUCGAGCUCUACCUCGAAUGCUGCUGCGGGACCUUCGAGCUCUACGGCUGCGGCUGCUGCUUCUGGCGCUGUUCUGCGCUGGGGCUACCGCCGAGGAGGCGCUGCUGAGAGGAGCCGAGUAGUUGUACAGGCUGGUUCUCAGACCCCGCGACCUCCCGCCAAUGCCGAGGAAACUAGCGGCGAAUGGAGCGUCAUAGAGGAGGCCCCUGCUAGCAAGGAUGACACGCACAUGGAUGACAAGCACCCGCCGAAUGCAACUGGGCAUUUGGCUCAAGACCUGAGGCCUGAAAAAAGGUACAAGCUGUUGCUUGGCGGCCGACUGUGUUUCCCUUGGUAA